This is a messenger RNA of Papaver somniferum (opium poppy), 594 nucleotides long. RefSeq names its product 60S ribosomal protein L14-1-like. Gene Ontology annotation, molecular function: structural constituent of ribosome; RNA binding. The transcript is spliced from 6 exons. Gene Ontology annotation, biological process: ribosomal large subunit biogenesis; translation. The record is from RefSeq and is a predicted model, not a curated record. Gene Ontology annotation, cellular component: ribosome; cytosolic large ribosomal subunit. The coding region runs from base 1 to 594 and encodes 197 amino acids. Lineage: Eukaryota; Viridiplantae; Streptophyta; Magnoliopsida; Ranunculales; Papaveraceae.
AUGGUAGAUGGCUAUUACAGAACGGGCAGAGGACUAGGAGGGUAUGGGGAAGUUUUCCGGUGCAAAUCUUAUCAGUCCAUUGCUGCUCUAGUUGGGGUUUCAGAAAGACCGGUUUCAGGAUUCUAUCACCUCUUGGAGGGGAUCCUAGCUGGUUUUAAACUCGCUCACGAUAAGAACCCUUUCAAGCGUUAUGUCGAUAUUGGGAAAGUUGCUCUCGUUAACUAUGGAGAAAGUUACGGUAAACUUGUAGUCAUUGUUGAUGUCAUUGACCAAAACAGGGCACUUGUUGAUGCUCCUGAUAUGGUGAGAAGCCAAAUGAGCUUCGGGAGGCUCUCGUUAACAUACAUCAAGAUCGACAUUGGCAGAAUCCCCAAGAAGAAGGUUUUGAUUGGCGCCAUGGAGGCUGCAGAUGUUAAGAAGAAAUGGGAAAGAAGCUCUUGGGGUAGAAAGUUCAUUGUUCAAAAGAAAAGAGCAUCCUUGAAUGACUUUGACAGGUUCAAGGUCAUGUUGGCAAAGAUCAAGAGGGGUAAAACUGCUCGUCGGGAGCUCAGGAAGUUGAAGGAAGUGGCUGCUAGGAGGGAGGGUCUUGAGUGA